Terrapene triunguis (Three-toed box turtle) is the source of this 1254-nucleotide messenger RNA. Its product is annotated as potassium channel regulatory protein-like. The coding region runs from base 421 to 1254 and encodes 277 amino acids. The record is from RefSeq and is a predicted model, not a curated record. Lineage: Eukaryota; Metazoa; Chordata; Testudines; Emydidae. Gene Ontology annotation, biological process: protein homooligomerization; negative regulation of delayed rectifier potassium channel activity. Gene Ontology annotation, molecular function: protein binding. Gene Ontology annotation, cellular component: endoplasmic reticulum. The transcript has 2 exons.
UUAGCAGUGGGUCACCCACAGUGGUAUAGAAAUGAAAUCUUCUUGUGGUGGUUCUGUAAAACUCAAAUAUUUAUACUGAAUGUCUUGCUUUUGGGGAUAGUUCUUGGUUUUUAUCAGGGUUUUUCAAAACUUGGAGUCAGUCAACCAUUUUUCAACAGUCUUUGGAAGCUGUUCAUUUUUUAUUUUUUUAUUUUUGUUUCAAGAGUCCAAGUUCCCAAGCAACUAGGACCUGCAAACAGCUAUCUUUAGUUGUAUUUACGCUUCUUGUUGCCUGGGAACCCUAGCGGUGCUACACACCUCAUCCCAAACAUGCAGUAAGAUUACUGAAUGAUACUUGCAGUCCCAGUUGAUUUGCAGUUUAGGAAUAGUCUGGUUAGAAAGACAUAGGUCAGUGUUAACCUUGAUUGGUGGAGAGACAAUAUGAGCAAUCAAGAAGUGGCCAUUCUGAAUGUGGGAGGCUCAAAAUUUACAACAUGGGUUUCCACCCUGCAGAGGUUCCCAGAGUCCAGGUUAGCACGGAUGUUGAAUGGCAAUGACCAUGAAUUCAGGCUGGUGAAUGGACAAUUCUUUGUGGACAGAGAUGGAACUUUGUUUAAUUACAUCCUGGAUUUUUUGAGGACACUCCAGCUUUCUCUGCCCACGGACUUUUCAGACUAUCAGAGGCUGCAAAGAGAAGCAGACUUCUAUGAGCUCCACUCCCUGGCUGAUCUCCUGAGCCAGGAAAACUUGCUGAAGCCGAGACCAGAGAUCUUGGAAGUGCGCUUCUUGCUCCAUGAAACUCAGGCCUUUUUCCGAGUCUUUGGCUCUUGCAGCAACACUAUUGAGGUACUGGCUGGACGGGUCACUAUGUUUACAGAGCAGUCCUUGAGACAGAACUGGAAUAAUAAUCCUUUCCCUUCUCAGAAGCUCCUCACUCCACUUCCUUUGGAGAGACCUUCUCAUCAUGACCUGGUUUUUCAAUGUGGCACUGACUACGCUGCUGGUGACCAGUUGGUGACAAGGUAUGUCUCUAUAAAACCUGAUGAUAGAAAGCUGAUUAAUGGAACUAAUGUACUGGGCCUACUAGCUGACACUUUACUUAAAGAAGGAUUUCACCUUGUAAGCACCAGAACAGUCUCCACCGAAGAAAAAGUUGAAUGCUACAGUUUUGAAAGGCUGAAGAGGCCAGAAGCCCUUUUUCUCACUGCCAACCAAAGCCCAGAAAGCACUGGUGGAGCACAGAUGAAGUUAACUCCAAGGCACAAGCAGAAAUGA